AUGGCAGGUAUGUUUAGCUUCCCCCCCUUCCUCUCCUCCACCAUUCACCCCACUUCGUUUAGCCCAUUAAUGCCAAUAUAAAAUGAAGGCCAUGUCGUUCUUCUUGUUCGCAGGUGCCCAUGACUCCUGGCUCGUCGAAUGAAAGUCCUAAUUAUCUUCUGUCUCGUGCAGCUUGCCUUUGCAACACCCAUAACCAAGCGAGCUGCAUUCGACCCAGCAGGCGCGUACCAGUCGGCGUUGAACGCAACAUGGUCCACGUUUUGGAAUGCCCAGUACCAGUCUUUCAACUCAUAUGACCCUUCAUGCAACCCGGCAUUCAACUACGCUGUGGUAUGGGACGCUGCUGUUGCUGCGAAAGCAGUUGUCGAUUCGAAAGAUGUCGACAAGACAAAUCUCGUGAUACUGAGCUUGUACAAGUACCAAAACCCACAAGGCUGGUUCACGAGUUCUCCCGGCGGGAAUGAAAUCUACACAGACGAUAAUGCGCAGGUUUUAUGGGUGUUUUUGGAAGCAUGGCUGUUGACGAAUAACCAAACGCUACUCACUACCGCUACAAACUUGAUGCACUUGAUCCAGUCGCAAUGGUCGUCCGUGGGCGGAGUCACGUGGAAAGUCGGCUCCUCGUACAUCGCCUCGAUAUCCACGGCCGAGGCAGCGUUCUCCGCGGCAAAGCUCUACCAGUAUGUGAAUGACGCCAGUUUGCUCACGUUUGCUACCAGCUGUCUUGCGUGGUUGGACCAGCAUUUGACCGACCCACUGGAUGGAUUCUAUUACGACGGAUUAAGCAAGGAUACGUGGCAAGUCAACAAAGGCAAGCUUACAUAUACAGUUGGCGCUGCCAUCUCGGCCUAUACGUACCUUUACAAAGCCACGGGAAACGCGUCGUACUUGAACAUUGCCAUGAGCAAAGCAACUGCAACAUUAACAAAACCGACAUUCUUGAACUCCAACGGCGCCUGGAACAAUCCGCUUUGUUAUGUCCAUUUGUUGUUUGCAGGGUUUGCUGACCUAAUCACCAUUGGACACGUUGAAGGUUACAACCCGUCUUUAUUCACGCAGGCGAACUUUGUAUACUUGUUUGACCAGCUUGGCCGCAGUGGACACUAUGCUUCAUCGUAUACGCUGGUAAAGAGCCUGUUUGCAAACUAUGUCCUGAUUGCUGGCAGCUCAAGCGGUGUGUCGUACGCUUAUGAUGCAGGCAACUACUGCAGCGGCAACGAAAACCAACCGUUGAGGACCGCUUUGACCGAUGGGUCGGCAGCUCAAAUUUUCUAUUCGAUUUCGAAACUUACUUGA
This is a messenger RNA of Lodderomyces beijingensis, 1296 nucleotides long. Lineage: Eukaryota; Fungi; Ascomycota; Pichiomycetes; Serinales; Debaryomycetaceae. The record is from the annotation of a GenBank genome assembly.